Molecule: messenger RNA, 1719 nt
Organism: Octodon degus (degu)
Lineage: Eukaryota; Metazoa; Chordata; Mammalia; Rodentia; Octodontidae
Gene: Afg2b
Product: spermatogenesis associated 5 like 1
Exons: 9
Coding region: 1-1587 (528 amino acids)
Molecular function (GO): ATP binding; ATP hydrolysis activity
Source: RefSeq, a predicted model, not a curated record
AUGGCCCGGGACUCGGGGCCCAGCCCCGAGGGGCCGCUGUUAAAGCUGCUGCCUAUUGAUGCCAGGGACCAGUGCACCCAGCGCUGCCGCUUGGGCCCGGCCGCCCUCCGCACCCUGGGCGCGCGCUUGGGCUCGGCGCUGCGGGUGUCGCUGCCCGGCGGCGGCUGCUGCCUGUGCACCGCCGCGCGGGAGCUGGCGGCGCGCGGCCCCAGCCUGCUGCUCCUGGACGAGCUGGACGCGCUGUGUCCCCGGCGGGGCGGCGCGCAUCGCGCCCCCGAGAGCCGCGCGGUGGCCCAGGUGCUGACGCUCCUGGACGGCUUCGGCGGCGACAGCGACGUGGUGGUGGUGGGGACCACGAACCGGCCUGACGCGCUGGACCCCGCGCUGCGCAGACCCGGGAGGUUGGACCGCGAGGUGAUCAUCGGGACUCCCACGCUGAAACAGAGAAAGGAGAUUCUGCAGGUGAUCACCUCGAAGAUGCCAGUCUCUCGGGAGGUUGAUUUGGACGCGCUGGCGGAGAUGACCGUGGGCUACGUGGGUGCCGACCUGACUGCACUGUGCAGGGAGGCGGCCGUGCGCGCGCUCCUGCCUUCCCAGGAGAAGCAGGACAGUCCUACAGUUGAGGAAAUGGACUUCCUGGACGCUUUGAAGAGGGUCCAGCCUUCAACAUUUCGAAGUGCCGUAGGGCUGGUGGACCUCAGGCCUGUGGGCUGGGAGGAGAUCGGAGGCCUCGAGGAUGUAAAGCUGAAGCUAAAGCAGAGCGUCGAGUGGCCCCUCAAGUUCCCUCAGGCCUUUGCCCGGAUGGGGCUGGCACCGCCCCGAGGCAUCCUGCUCUGCGGGCCGCCCGGCUGCGCUAAAACCACCCUGGUGCGGGCCCUGGCCACCAGCUGCUGCUGCGCCUUCCUCUCGCUGAGCGGAGCGGAGCUCUUCUCGCCUUUUGUCGGCGACUCAGAAAAAGUCAUGGCUCAGGUAUUUCGACAAGCAAGAGCCAACACGCCAGCAAUCGUGUUCUUGGAUGAAAUCGACUCCAUCUUGGGCUCUCGCUCGGGCGGCAGCGCGGAAUGCGGUGUGCAGGAGCGGGUGCUCUCCGUCCUCCUGACCGAGCUGGAUGGGGUUGGACUGAAGACGACCGAGAGAAGAGGAAGUAAAUCAGAGCCACAGGAAUUUGAAGAUGCUUUCAAUCGAAAUGUCAUGAUUGUUGCAGCCACAAACAGGCCUGACGUAUUAGAUGACGCCUUGCUGCGUCCCGGGAGAUUGGACAGGGUCCUCUACAUCCCCCCUCCGGAUCAGCAGGGCAGACUUUGUAUUUUAAAAGCCUGUACGAAGAAUAUGCCAAUAGGGGCUGAUGUUUCCUUAGAAAAUCUGGCUGCAGACACACAUUUCUUCUCUGGAGCUGAUCUUAGAAAUCUCUGCAGAGAAGCAGCCCUGCUGGCUCUGCAGGAAGACGGGCCGGACGCCGCCACCGUGACUCGGGACCACUUCCUGCAGUCGCUCAGGACUGCGAGGCCAUGCUUGCGACACACAGACUUGGCUGUCUAUGAAAAGCUAUUUAAGAAAGACAGCUUUGCUCCCCUGGAAGACGCCUGAGGAUACAGGCGAUUCUCAGUCAUUCGUGCUGAUUGAACAGUGAACUUGCCUGUAAAUGAAAACUUUACACCUUCAGAGCUUGUUUAUAUUUUCAUUAAUUUAAAAAAUAAAAGUAAAGCCUGUGCCUGGUGA